AUGUCCACUAAAGCUGAAAGCAUGUCAACAAAUGGAUCAUCUGCUUCAAUCGAUUUGAAGCCUAAGACAGAAUCCGAGCUAUGCAUUGAAAGACUAGAAAUUUUCGAAAGGAUUCUGAUGAACUCAUCCCUGAAUCUGGCUGCGAUGCCAGAGAAUAGAUUACCAAAAAACUAUUCGAGCUCUGAACCCAGCCGAAAAUCCGAUGAAACUCGCGGAUCUAGUUCUCAGGCUGCUUCUGCCUCACGUCCCAACCUUGAGCCAGAAUUUGAUAAAAUCUAUGACUCAGAUCCUUCCAGCUUGGAAAGCCUUAGCAUAAUCGAUAGUCAAGACUCCGAGACAGACAGACAAGCUCGACAGCCCGAAGGCCAAUCCCUUCUUGCAACUGCAUUUCCCCUUGCCCACACCCAGGUAGAAAUACAAUCUAGGCAGAUGCAAACCGGUGAAACUACUGAUCAUCUCAACAACCCUGUGUUCAACUCAAGUAGUCUCACUCAAAGAACCGGCCAAGAUCUAAUCCUGAUCAAAUCAGUAUCACCGGAUUUAUCAAGCAACCAACUGUUCAGGGACCUUGCACCGCCUCAUUUGACCUUGACUUCGGGUGCAUCUUUAGAAUCGGCACCGGGGCCUUCGCAAAUUACAAAUGGACCGAUCCCACCAAGCGUUCACCCAGACGGGACGUCUUUUGCUCCGCAAGGCGGUCUCGUCAUACCUGCGCAAACCAUUUUCCGAACGAGUGAUGGAAAGAUUCAAUUUCAUAAUACAGUCCGAAUCUCUGGUGGCCUUGCUUCUAAGCCUAAAAUCAAGGCAAAGGCCAAGUCGCCGUCCCUAAAACCGCCUUCAGACCGUAGAAUCACUCCAGACCGCAAGCGUUCGAUGGUAGGUAAGAGUAGAGGAUCAACUUCGCCUUCACCUCUGCGGAAUGUGAAUGGCGAUUUUUCUGGACUUGAAUCCAGAACCAUUGAUCGGCGUGCUAUCCAACCUUCGUCUUCACGAAGUACUAUCUCAACAUCGCCCGGUCAUCAGUCUCUCCUGUCGCGGUCUCAACCUCGUUCACCUCCGCCCUAUCCGGCGUCUAUGCAGAGGUCCCAUCUCACACGUCAUCCCUCUGGCUCCGCAUCGCUGAGAAGGCCAUCGCUGUCAGACUCGAUCAGUGGCUCUUUCAUGGCCUCGACUAUUGCUUCUCGGUCAACAUCACCAGCUAGCAGCAUCUAUGCUCCUUUGAGAGUUCCCCAUGUUCGUGCACCAGCGCCCUUCUUCGGACCCACACCGGAGCGAGUAGCACGCGUCAGGGAACGACGCAAAGUCGCUGAACGCAAUGCAGAGCGAGCUAAAGGUGGUUGGAAAGCAUGGUGGAAUAACUGGUUUCAUCAAUCAGAUGACUCAACAUUGCGGAAAGGCAAGAUGGCCUCAGGUCAUCAUCACGAGCACCAUCAUUGCCCUAACAACAACCAAGAAGUUGAUGAAUAUGACGAGGACUCUGAUGACGGCUCUUGUUAUCAUGAUGUCGUAUUGGAGCACGAGCGAAGCAAACUUGAACGACGUCUCAAAAAACUUGAUCGAGCUGCUAAUAAAACACGACACUUGAAUUCAUCAUCGCACUCUUCACAUCCAAAGAUCACCAGUAGAUCUGUCGAUAAUUCGGGCAAGUUCUUUCAGGGAUGGUCGGGACGAGGAUCAGUUAGCAAGCCUACGACACAAGCCUCUUCACAUUCAGAUAGUCCAACACCGGUCCAGCCACUUCGUGGUAUCUUACAUAACAACGUAGAUCCUUCCUCUCCUAAUGCACAAACACCACUCUUAGGCGCAACCCGAACCUUGCCGCGUUAUCUGAAUCAAGACGGGACAACUACACUUCAAUCCCCGCCACCACCCAAAACUGAAACAGACGUUAGAUUUGGUAAAGCACCUGGUCGUUGGUUCAAAUUAAGUUGGAUGGCUUGGAAGAUCAAGACGAUCGUUUCUGGCUUCUUUAAGUCUACUCGUGAUAAGUUUGUAGAUUUGUUUCAUGUAGAUUGGGAUACGGAUGAUGAACAUUAUGAAGGAUGGGAAAAUGUUUGA
Molecule: messenger RNA, 2058 nt
Organism: Melampsora larici-populina 98AG31
Lineage: Eukaryota; Fungi; Basidiomycota; Pucciniomycetes; Pucciniales; Melampsoraceae
Exons: 3
Coding region: 1-2058 (685 amino acids)
Source: RefSeq, a predicted model, not a curated record